GUUGGUUAAACAUGUGUUUUAUCAUUCUCAGUCCGUCAGAUGUUGGUGAUUAAAGAAGAGGUUCCCAAUGACUGCAGUUCCAUCUUGGAUCCUGAAGCACUUUGCCAAAAGGAGGAAGAAGGGGAACUCUGGAUCAAACAGGAGGGAGAGCUGUUAACUGUGAAGAUUGAAGAUGAGGAGAAACCUCAGAUAUCAGAGCUUCACCACAUCAAACCUGAAGACAACAGAGCUACAGAAGCUCAAACCAGCUGUUCAGCUUCACAGAUAAAACCAGACCCUGAUGGAGUGGAGGGUGGAGGACCAGAACUAGACAGAAACCCGGGUCCAGUAUGUUCCUCUGAAGAAAGUAAGAAGGCAGUUCAGAAAAAAAGUAAGAUAUCAAAACGGCGUUCCAAACACACAGCUGAUAUUGAAGUUAGUGUGGGGGAGAAGCCAUUUGGUUGCAAUAUUUGCGGCAAAAGACUCAGACAUAAGACUCAUGUUAAAUUACACAUGAUGAUUCACAGUGGAAAGAGGGACCAUAAAACUGAUAUUUGUGCACUUAAAGAAAAGCGUUCUCCCCAGACACGCAAGAGAGUCCGCACUGGAGAUAAAUCAUUUGCCUGUGACGAUUGUGGUAGAAAGUUUCAUGCAAAGAAAUUGUUUCAGCAGCAUCUAAAGGUCCAUUCAGAAGAGAAACCAUUUUCUUGUGAUGUCUGUGGUACAAAAUUUAAACGAAAAGAAACGCUUAAAAAUCACACAAGAAUUCACACUGCAGAGAAACCAUUUGUUUGUAGUGUUUGCAGUAAAGGAUUUUCACAACAGAUUCAUCUAAAGUGUCACAUGCGCGUUCACACAGGAGAGAAACCAUUUACUUGUAGCUUUUGCAGCAAAGGAUUUGCCCUACAAGAGAAUCUAAAGAGACACAUCCGUGUCCACACAGGAGAGAAAAUGUUUGUUUGUAGUUUUUGUAGUAAAGGGUUUUCGCUACAACAAAAUUUAAAGAGUCACAUGCAUGUUCACACUGGAGAGAAGCCAUUUAUCUGCAGUCUCUGUAGUAAAGGAUUUUAUCAACAUGGAGUGCUGAAGAGACACAUGCGUGUUCAUACAGGAGAGAAACCGUUUGUUUGUAGUGUUUGCAGUAAAGGAUUUUCACUACAAGAGAAUCUAAAGAGACACAUGCAUGUUCACACUGCAGAGAAGCUAUUUAUCUGUAGUAUUUGUAGUAAAGCGUUUUCACAACAGGAUACUUUAAAGAGGCACAUGUGUGUUCACACAGGAGAGAAACCAUUUAUUUGUAGUGUUUGCAAUAAAGGGUUUUCACAACACCAUCAUCUGAAAAAACACAUGGACGUUCACACCGCACCAUUUAGCUGCAGUGAUUGUGGUAAACAUUUUGUGAAGGAAAUCCAGUUAGAGCGACAUGUAAGAGUCCACACACAAGAGAGACCAUUUGGUUGUGACGUCUGUAAAAGCAGAUUUAUUCAGAAGUGUCACCUUGACAACCACAUGAGAGUUCAUUCAGGGGAGAAACCGUUUGUUUGCAGCGUUUGCACUAAAGCCUUUUCUCAACAAGACCGUCUAAAGAGACACAUGCGUGUUCACACGUGUGAAAAACCGUUUGUUUGUAAUGUUUGCAGUAAAGCAUUUUCACAACAAGGGAAUCUGAAGAGACACAUGAGUGUUCACGAUGGCUGCAUCUAAUGAGGAAAAUCCUGACAUUAGAUGAAUUAUUUUUUACUCAUUACAUCCAACAGACAGGCCAAAGCAAACUGGAUUAUUUCACUGAGCAGACACUCGUAACUAUAAAAUCUCUAAGAAUGUAACUGAAAUUUCUCAAUAACAAGUAAAAUAGUUAAAGGACUAAAAGCCUUAAUAUGAUGAUAAAUAUAUAUAAAUUCAGAAACCUGGAGCAUAUCAACCGUAAAAUGUGGCCUAUUAAGAAACUGCCUUUGUAAUGGAGUGGGCAAUAUGACUUUAAAAUUAAAUCUUGAUACAGUAUAUUUCCCCAAAAAUAGCCAAAACUUGAAUAAACCACUUGAGUUAGUGUAAACAUUGAAUGCAUAUUUUGUGGUUGGUAUUUGUUGGCUGAUUUUUGUGUAUUGCAAACAGAUGGGCUGCCGAGUCAAGCGCGGACAUAAGACGGGAGCUGUUCAGGAAGUGGGUCCUUGUCAACAAGCCAAACAGCUUAGUUUUGUAUAUCAGCUGUUGCUACCAUCUACUAGGGUUGGGAAUCAUCUAGGAUGAGUCGAUUCGAUACGAUUCUUGAUACAUCGUUCACGAUACAAUACG
Molecule: messenger RNA, 2271 nt
Organism: Fundulus heteroclitus (mummichog)
Lineage: Eukaryota; Metazoa; Chordata; Actinopteri; Cyprinodontiformes; Fundulidae
Product: gastrula zinc finger protein XlCGF57.1
Exons: 1
Coding region: 40-1683 (547 amino acids)
Biological process (GO): regulation of transcription by RNA polymerase II
Molecular function (GO): RNA polymerase II cis-regulatory region sequence-specific DNA binding; DNA-binding transcription factor activity, RNA polymerase II-specific
Source: RefSeq, a predicted model, not a curated record